Molecule: messenger RNA, 3048 nt
Organism: Brienomyrus brachyistius
Lineage: Eukaryota; Metazoa; Chordata; Actinopteri; Osteoglossiformes; Mormyridae
Gene: dmrta2
Product: DMRT-like family A2
Exons: 2
Coding region: 707-2017 (436 amino acids)
Biological process (GO): sex differentiation; regulation of transcription by RNA polymerase II; germ cell development
Cellular component (GO): nucleus
Molecular function (GO): RNA polymerase II cis-regulatory region sequence-specific DNA binding; protein binding; DNA-binding transcription factor activity, RNA polymerase II-specific
Source: RefSeq, a predicted model, not a curated record
GUCUCACGCUUGUGUCGCUAGCAACGUGAACGCCUUUCGCUGAAAUAACCUAAGACCCGAUUAACUUCUAAUAGAUCAAAGGAAAACCUAUGGAUUUAAAACCAGAUAUGAAAUAUAUUUCUUCACUGUAACUUUGAGUUUAGACAUUCUGAGAACAUACCCGAACAUUUUGUAUGUGACUGUAAUUUUUUUUUAAUCCUUGUCAGUUUUUAGCUAUCCUUUUUGUGCGCAUCGUUCGUAUUUUUGGACGUAAAUGUGAGGAUAGACUUUACAGGACAAACUAUCCAAAUCAUCAGACAAGAAGUCUUGGGAAACUAAACAAAAGUUUGAAGACUUCGUAACAGACAGUAUAUGGAAGUAUUCUUAGUUUAGUACUUUAAAGUUUUACAGGCGGUGUAUAAUAUCGGGCAAGAUUUCAAUAUUAUUGAAAGCUCAAACUAAACGCCGUUAUUUCUGAUCAUUUGUGUCCUACCAAAUGUUUCGGUUUAAUACACUUAGCUAACUGGCUGCUUGCCUUGUGUGUAAGUAUAAAUACACACUUUAAAGUAAUAAUUGUAGAUGCAAUAGCCUAUUUAAAUUAAAUAAGCCGGUAUUAAGAAGCAAAUGCGUUGAUUAUUUUUUUUCCAAAUUUCAAUAGUGUCGAAUUCGGAAAUUCGUGAAGAAAAAGUUCCAAUUGAAGUAAUUGUAAUUUUUAAUCAACAAGAACAUGGAUAUGCGAUCUGAAAUCCCUACGGCCACCGCUGGAUCCCAAGUUCAUCCCGGAGCAGCUGCUGCCGCUGCCUCUAUCCCUGUCUCCAUGGCUAGCAGUCUGCUGCGGGGCCCCCCGCUACUGUUGCGGGCGACUGAGAAAUAUCCGCGCACUCCCAAGUGCGCCCGGUGCAGGAACCACGGCGUCGUGUCGGCAUUGAAGGGACACAAGCGUUACUGCCGCUGGAAGGACUGCAUGUGCGCCAAGUGCACACUGAUCGCCGAGAGGCAACGCGUGAUGGCCGCUCAAGUGGCGUUGCGCAGGCAGCAAGCUCAAGAAGAAAACGAAGCCCGCGAACUGCAGCUGCUUUACGGUACAGCGGAGGGGCUAGCGCUGGCCGCUGCCAACGGUAUCAUUCCACCUCGCCAGAAUUAUGAAGUCUUUGGUUCUGUGAGCAACGAGACAAACUCUGAUGGAAAUGUUCAAAAAUUUGAACUGUUUCCAAAAGCCCAAAUGCAAAGAUCUGUCACGCCACAACAACAGACUAUUGGGAAGUCCGUGUCCACCGAUAGUGAGUCUGUUCCCGGGAUUUCCUCCCCUGAAAUCAGACACGGGUCUGGUUCUGAAAAUGGAGAUGGAGAGUCCUUCAUCAGCUCCCCUGUUUCCAAGGCCCUGAAAGAUGGAGAAGAGACCCCUGGUUCGGUCAGUCCACUGGGCUCCGAUUCUGGGUCUGAAACUGAGAAAGAUGAGCAGGAGCCCUCGCCGUCCUCAGCCAGCGCCAGGCAAAUGAACGCCAUCGACAUUUUGACGAGGGUCUUCCCUAGUCACAAGCGGAGUGUCCUCGAGUUGGUUCUACAAGGCUGUGGGAAGGACGUGGUGCAAGCCAUAGAGCAAAUCCUCAACAACAGCGGGCAGCCUAAGGUCCCCGAAGAGUCCUGGGCUGCUGAGCGGAUGCUGCAAAGUAUGCAACCGCAGUCAGCUUCUGCCCCCCGGCCCAUGUUACCCGGAGCCAUGACUCUAAGCAACAGGUCUGCGUUCUCCCCCCUGCAGCCGAACGCAGGGCACUUUGGCACAGAUCCCGGGGCCUACCCCUUAAGCACCCACCUGGGACUCAACCCCCUGAGGCUAGCUUACUCGGCCCACAGCAGAGGACUCGCCUUCAUGACUCCCUACUCCACUGCAGGUUUGAUGCCGACUCUCGGUUUCCGGCCUCCCAUGGACUACGCCUUUAGUGACUUGAUAAGGGACAGAUCGAUUUUGCACAAAGACCAGGGUUACACCAACGGACUGUAUGGGCCAUUGGUGAACAAUACCCCCGACAAGCAGUGAGUGACUGUUGGAAAGUCGUGCUUGUGACUUGGUGGGGGUACAGCUCAAUUAUGAAUGCAGAAGGACAUGAUGAGAUAAUCCAUAGCCAAAAGUGUUCUGCUCUUAGUGGGGAAAUAGAAGAGGUGGUUGGAGACGGAUGAUCCUAAUGGCUCUGGCCUGUACAGACUUUUCUGUUAAAUACGUUAACCUGUCAUGUAGAGCCUGUUCCUAACGUCUGCCCAAAAUCUAUAUAAAAAGUGCCACAAAUUAAAAUUAUUGCAUAUCCGUUAAUUACCAAACAAAGCCCGUACACAAACACCUCCUUAACUUGCAAUUGGUGCAUAGGUAAACUGUUUAAAUCAAUUGUGGUUCUUAAUCAUUGUUUGGUUUGGUGCUGGAUUAAACCAAUACUCAUUAAACCAUUACUGCUGAAGCCUCAUAAGCAACUGGGUGGGAUGAGGAGAUUUUGACAGAGAAAAAAGAAAGAAAUGCUAUCAUUAUCUGUCUUGUACAUUGUGAAUUGCAGUUUGGUUGUUUCUAUAUGAAAUCCCAUUUUACAGGCUCCAUUUAAACUCAAAAGGUCACGCUAUAAUCAUCUAUUGAGAAUACAGUUACAUUUUAUUGAUAUGUUCUUUUUCACUCUUUGCCUGUUAUUUCUAUUAUGAAAGCUUUCGCAGCUAUAGUUACUAAUAUUGUCACCAAUGUGGGGCUUAAAUAAGUGUCAGUCCUUUAAAUGUACCCAUGUUUUAAAAAGCACAUUCUAAGUUAUUGCUCUAAUGUGUAGCUAUUUUUCUUGUGUCGAUAACAUAACAGACAGUUUAAACUAAUUAAUUUUAGGCAUUUUCUUUCUCGUGCCUCCUUGUAGUUCUUCUACAAAAUAUUGUAUAUUACAUUUCUAGAUGAUUAUAUUUGUAAAUGUACUUUACCCAACAUAAUCAGCAAAAAAUAGUUCUAUUUGAUGAAAUCGCCAUUCUUAUACGUGCUUUAAGUCUUGCUUUCCUUUUGUUGUCAGCUGUACAGUCAUAUAAUGUGUUGCAUUUGCUAGAAAUAAA